UCUAUUGUACUUUUAUACUGUUCGAUGAAUAACUUGAAAUGAUAUUCUCAAAAGUUUCAAACUUUGCGUGAAAAUGUCCCACUUCUAGUCCCCACUUCCCACUUGAAGAAAAGAAACUACAAGUCACCUCUAUAUUCUUUUUCUCUAACGACACCGUUUUGAGACUCUAGAAAAGUUGUUUUCUGUGUGAUGGAAGAAGAAAAAAACAUGAAAGACAACAAAACGACAAAAAACGAGGUUGUUCUUCGAAUUUCAAACAACGAACAAAGGAGAGAUUUUUGUGGUACCCCAGUUGUUGAAACCACUUCUUACUCUGCUCCUCAGCUUAUUUCCAAGAUGGGUUCAUCUCAUUCUCCAAAAGGUUUUAUAGAUUCACACGUAGAACUCGCGGAGCUUGAGAAUCUCAGAAGAAGUAGUAGCCAAGUUUCGACUGAGUUUGCUACAACUACUACAAACACUUUCUUGGGUAGGUCUGAAUUUUCAAAGCCAAAAUCCAGAUUUGUUGAACCACCAUUUUCUAAAGAUUCAAGCUAUGUUGAAGAAAAUGCUAAAAUGAAGAAUGUUGAAGUUCAUGUUCCUGAUGGAAGUGUUGUUACUCCAAGGACCCCUUUGAUUGGUACUCCAAGAGUUGGAGAAGAUGAUGAAGAAGAUGAUGAUGAUGAUGAUGAUGAUGAAGUGUAUAAAACUGCAGAUAUUGAAGUGAGUAAGAGAUUUGGUAAGAAAAGGAAACUAAUGAGAUUGAUUGAGUUGUUUUUCUUUGUUUGCAUUUUGGGGUUUUUGAUUGCAAGCUUAAUGGUUCAUAGAUUGCAACAUAAGGAAAUUUGGGGUUUGGUACUUUGGAAAUGGUGUGUGCUUGCAUUGGUUAUUAUCUCUGGUAGAUUAGUCACUAGUUGGUUAAUCAAUGUUUUGGUUUUCUUAAUUGAAAGGAACUUUUUGUUUAAGAAGAAAGUUUUGUACUUUGUUUAUGGUGUUAGGAAGAGUGUUCAAGCUUUUAUUUGGUUAAGUUUGGUACUUCUCGCUUGGAGUUUAGUUUUCAACCAUGGAAUCAAGAGAGCAAGAAAAGUUGUUAGGAUUAUUGAUUACAUCACAAGAGCACUUGCAUCUUGUGUUAUUGCAUCAGCUAUAUGGUUAGGGAAAACAUUGUUGAUAAAGCUUUUGUCUUCAUAUUUUCAAUCCACUAGAUUUUUCGAUAGGGUUCAAGAAUCGAUUUUUCAUCAGUAUAUUCUUAGGACUCUUUCAGGUCCUCCUUUGAUGGAGAUGGCUGAAACGGUAGGCAAGAGUUCUCCGAGUAGUCGUCGGCUAAGUUUUAAGACGAUGGUUAGAGAAGAUGAGAAGAAAGGAAAGAAAGAGCAAGUCAUUGAUGUUGAUAAGCUUAAGAAAAUGAAACAAGAGAAAGUUUCUGCUUGGACUAUGAAAGGGUUGAUUACUGUGAUAAGGAGUUCUGGAUUGUCGACCAUUAGUUAUACGCCGGAGAGUAUCUAUGAAGAAGAGAUUGAUCAGAGAGAUAAUGAAAUUACUAGUGAGUGGGAGGCGAAGGCGGCUGCUUAUCGGAUUUUCAGAAAUGUUGCUAAGCCGGGAAGCAAGUACAUUGAGAAGGAAGACCUCUUGCGCUUCAUGAGGAUUGAAGAAGUGGAAAAUUUGCUUCCACUAUUUGAAGGAGCAGUUGAGACUGGAAGAAUUAAGAGGAAGUCUUUGAAGAAUUGGCUGUUGAAAGUCUACCUAGAACGUCGAUCGCUUGUACAUUCACUAAACGAUGCUAAAACAGCUGUUGAUGAAUUGAAUAACCUUGCUUCUGGAAUUGUCCUUGUUGUAGCCAUUAUUGUGUUGUUGCUUGUAAUGGGAUUCUUAACAACACAAGUUCUUGUUUUUAUUUCAUCACAACUUUUACUUGUGGUGUUUGUGUUUGGCAACACAGCUAAGACUAUUUUUGAAGCCAUUAUAUUUGUUUUCGUGAUGCAUCCGUUCGACGUCGGCGAUCGUUGUGUCAUUGAUGGUGUUCAGAUGACUGUAGAAGAGAUGAACAUACUAACUACAAUCUUUUUGAGAUAUGACAAUGAAAAGAUAUUCUAUCCAAAUUCAGUUCUUGCAACCAAGCCAAUCAGUAACUUCUACCGGAGUCCGGAAAUGAGUGAUUUGGUUGAAUUUGCUGUCGAUGUUUCUACUUCAAUAGAAAGUAUUGGAGCCUUAAAGACUAGAUUAAAAGCAUACUUGGAGAGUAGGCCUCAACAUUGGCGUCCAAACCAUAACGUAAUUGUUAAGGAUAUUGAGAAUGUAAACAAGAUGAAAAUGGCUCUAAAUGUUACUCACACCAUAAACUUUCAGAAUUUUAGUGAUAAGAACAGCAGAAGAUCUGAAUUAGUCUUGGAGUUAAAGAAAAUUCUUGAAGAUCUUGAUAUUAAAUACCACUUGCUGCCACAAGAAGUUCAUCUUAGUUAUGUAAAGUCACAUGACCAUAUGGCAUAAACAGUUUGAAAUUUUCAUUUCAUAACCAUCUAAUAUUUACUUUCUUUUGGUGCAAGUUUGUAGCACAACUUUUAUGUGCUAUGAAUUUUGUCUAUUUUUGUUUUUUUUCAAAAUCGGUAAUAGGAAUUGUUGGAAAUGAUAAAUGAUAAAUGGCAUUGAUGAUGGCUUUUAA
Molecule: messenger RNA, 2635 nt
Organism: Cicer arietinum (chickpea)
Lineage: Eukaryota; Viridiplantae; Streptophyta; Magnoliopsida; Fabales; Fabaceae
Product: mechanosensitive ion channel protein 10-like
Biological process (GO): transmembrane transport; detection of mechanical stimulus; monoatomic anion transport
Cellular component (GO): plasma membrane
Molecular function (GO): mechanosensitive monoatomic ion channel activity
Source: RefSeq, a predicted model, not a curated record